AUGAAGCACGUGACUAGGAAGGUUGGAAAAAGUCAAAAGCAGCACCACGUGUCAUUAGCGCAAGGACUCAUCUACUUGGAACCACACAAACAAGAAGACACCAAACCCAUUACUUCCACUAAAAACAAGGGCUCUCCCCUUUUAAUUCAACACUUCUUACACACAUACACACACCACAUCGAUCGAGCCAUGAACUUACCAUGCAUUGAUUUCGUCAUGUUCGGUCAACACGAUGAGGACAACAUGUCACGUCGUCCAUGGAAGAGGGAGAGAUCGAAUCAUCAUCUUAACUUGUCUCCAAGCGAAGACGAAGAGCUUGCCAACUGUCUUGUGUUGUUGUCCAAUUCAGGGGAUGCUUACGAUGGUCAUAACAAGCAUAGGCAUGGCAAGGGUAAAACCGUCAAAAAGCAAAAAACCGCACAGGUUUUCCAAUGCAAAGCUUGCAAGAAGGUGUUUGCGUCGCAUCAGGCAUUGGGUGGACACAGGGCAAGCCACAAGAAAGUGAAGGGUUGUUUUGCCUCGCAAGAUAAAGAAGAGGAAGAAGAAGAGGAAUACAAAGAAGACGACGAUGAGGAGGAGGAGGACGACGAUGAGGAGGAGGAAGAAGACAAAUCAACGGCUCAUGUCGCAAGAAAAAGAUCCAACGCUCACGAAUGCACCAUCUGUCAUCGCGUAUUCUCAUCGGGACAAGCCUUGGGAGGCCACAAGAGAUGCCACUGGUUAACACCUUCCAAUUAUCUUCGUAUGACGCCUCUAAACGAUUCUGCCGGAAGAUCUCAUCAGCCGCUAGAUCAACGUCCAUCUCUAGAUCUCAACUUAGCUUGCCAAGAUUAUUCCGUCGAUCCAACGGUCAUGAGCGUAGGGAUGAUUGGGAGAGAUGCUCGUGGCGGCACCAGUCACAACGCUACUUCAUCGUCAUGGUUAAAACUCGCAAGUGGUGACUGGUCUUGA
Eutrema salsugineum is the source of this 951-nucleotide messenger RNA. Its product is annotated as zinc finger protein AZF3. NCBI's taxonomy places the organism in Eukaryota, Viridiplantae, Streptophyta, Magnoliopsida, Brassicales, Brassicaceae. The record is from RefSeq and is a predicted model, not a curated record.